This is a messenger RNA of Phaeoacremonium minimum UCRPA7, 462 nucleotides long. RefSeq lists its product as hypothetical. The record is from RefSeq and is a predicted model, not a curated record. NCBI's taxonomy places the organism in Eukaryota, Fungi, Ascomycota, Sordariomycetes, Togniniales, Togniniaceae. The transcript has 4 exons. Bases 1 to 462 code for a protein of 153 amino acids.
AUGGCUACUGCUACAGGAGCACAGGCGACAUCACUUUCGUCAGCCAAUAUCCGAAACACGGACGUUCAUACCAACCCUGGCGUGGAUCUGAAUGACCAGCAGAAACUCGUUGUUGGAUCUAUCCUCGAUCAUUUGAGCUUGUGGUCUAAGGAUGCCACCUUUACAGACCCGCUGACUAUAGCCACUGGGUAUAAGAAGUAUGCUGCUCAAUGCAACAAAUACACAGUCAAAGGUAUCAAAAAGGAUCAGGUCAUUGACAGCGUGGUGAAGAUCUUCCUUGGAGCAGACGGCAAGAUUGAGAAGGUCGAAGAUAGAUGGAACAACAGUCUGCCCGAUGGCGCCGUGAGCCAGCGGGUUCUGGCGAUGUUUGCUCUAGUGUACAGCUCUGUGCCAUUGAUGUCCGGGCCUAAGCGAUCGCUGGCAGCGCACAAUGCACACUCAUUUGAGAAGUCAAUCAACUAA